AAUUCUCAUAUACUAAAGUUCAAAACUUUGAAAGCCCUUCUCAAUGGAACCCUCUGGAGCCCUUAGAAAUUCAACUCAACCCAUCCCCCUUAAAAACUAAACCCCCUCCCUUCAUCACCCCAUCAAAUUUCCUUCAUCAAAAAACCUUCUUUUUCCCUCCUUUUCCCUCCCUCCAAACAAGCCCUUCCUUUUGUUUUGCCUUGGAAAAAAAAAAUGGGUACUUUAGUGGGACAUGUUGCACCGGGUUUUGCAUUUUUUGCACUUGGGUUUUGGCAUCUUUUCAAUCACAUCAAGCUUCAUGCUUUAAACCCAAAUUCAUACACAUCUUUCCCAUGGUUCCCAACCUUGAAAUUUAGGUACUUGGAGCUGGUUUUGAUCAUGGUUGGUUCAUCAAUCUCCAUAUCAAUGGAGCUUUUCAUUGGUCCAGAAAAGCAUCAACCUUUUGACACUGAUGGAACCAUCCCAUCUAACCAUCUUCAUAACUUUGAACACUCAGCUAUAUCAAUGACUUUCUUCAUAUAUGCUGCUUUUGCCAUAGUCCUUGACAAAACUAGCAUCAAUAUCGACCUUAUGUUUAAGCAUAGCUUAACACAAUUCCUUGGAGCAAUUGCCUUUGCCCAACAGCUGUUUCUGUUCCAUCUUCACUCAGCUGAUCAUAUGGGAGUUGAAGGCCAAUACCAUUUGUUAUUACAAAGCGCUAUAGUUGUGUCUUUAGUCACAACUUUAAUGGGAAUUGGGUACCCAAAGAGCUUUAUGGUUAGUUUCAUUAGGUCUCUUAGCAUUUUGUACCAAGGGUUAUGGCUUAUGGCCAUGGGGUUUAUGCUUUGGACCCCAAACUUGAUCCCUAAAGGUUGUUUCAUCCAUUUAGAAGUGGGGCACCAAGUGGUUAAAUGUUCAAGCGAUGAAGCACUUCAUAGAGCUAAGUCAUUAGUCAAUAUAGAAUUUAGUUGGGCUUUGAUUGGUGUUACCAUUUUUGCUAUGAGCUUUUAUCUUGUUUUGGUCAAAUUAUAUGGUCAAAAAGUUGAGUAUUCAACAUUGAAAAGCCAUGAAAAUGAUCACUUUGAACUUGGUGAAGAAGAAGAAGAAGAAGACGUUGAAUCUCAAAAGGGAAGCAAUAAACAAGGUGAACCCACCAAAGGGUUUAUUCACAUGGGAAAAGGGUAUGCAAUUAUGGACAUUGAAAGGUAAAGGGGUUUUAUUUUUAUUAUUAUUAUUAAUAGAGGUGAAAGGGGGUAUUUUUAGAUGUGUCAAUUAGGUGAAUAUUUGUGUACAAAGGUGUUUUUUUUUUGGGGGGGGGGGGUUCCUUUGUCUUUGAUUAAGCUUUGCAAUAAUUUUGGGGGCUUAAUUGACAACAAGAAAAAAUGUCUUGUAGGGAGGGUUUGGGGGAUAAAAUUGAAAAGAAAACAAAAGUGUGUUGGUGGUGGUAGGGAAAUAUUGUUUGGUUUGAAUUUAUGGGGUUUGGGGUUAGGAGGGGUUGAUUUCAUUGUGAUUGUAUGUAUACACAAAGUAAACAAAAAGAAUAUAUACAUAUAUAUAUAUAUGUAUGUAUGUAUGUAUAUUAUCUUGAAAGCAAUGACUAAAAGAUUUCUUUUGCUUUA
This is a messenger RNA of Gossypium raimondii (Peruvian cotton), 1598 nucleotides long. RefSeq lists its product as uncharacterized. Bases 214 to 1188 code for a protein of 324 amino acids. The record is from RefSeq and is a predicted model, not a curated record. The transcript has a single exon. Lineage: Eukaryota; Viridiplantae; Streptophyta; Magnoliopsida; Malvales; Malvaceae.